AUGUCCAGUCACGGGCCCAGCAUGGAUGUCAAGGUGCUCUAUACCUUGGACUCGAGUCCCAACCACACCAUGGUGGCUCGACUCGGGCGUCCUGUUCCCGUCGAGGUCAUCAUCCCAAACAUGACUCCUCCUUCGCCUCUCGAACCAUCAGGAAGCAACUAUCACCCAUCACCACCCUCGCGUCACGUACGCUUCGGCCGAAUCGCCCUCAAGGCUUGUCUCGGUGCCGUCUGCAUGGCCAGCCCCGAGCUCCUACCGGACGACAAGAGGGACUAUAUCAUCUACGCUGUCGACCCAGAAGAGACAAUGCGUGCGCAGCAACUCGGAUCGCCCUCAUCUCGUGGUCAAGUCACGCCCGUCCGCGCAUCCUCUUCCAUGUCGUCGCGUGAUCGUCACGAUGCCAGCUCCAGCAAGCACAGCUCCAGUCCGUCCCGUCCCAAGGAUGCGCCCACCUCCAUCCUCGUCGGCAAAGGCUUCUUCAACUGGGCAUUAGAUGAGGAGGGAGACGGCGAAACCACCGUCACCGGUCGCGUUCGCUCGGAUGGCAGACGUCUUCGCUACGAGAAUGGUCGCGAGUACGAGGAGGACAUCAAUGUGCUCGAGGUGGUCAUCAAGCUCAAAGAGUCGCAGGCAAGGAACAAGGACAAGUACUUCAACCUCGUCCGUGGCCUUUCGUCUGGCUCGAGCUUCAGUGCUGGCUCUAGUACGGCUUCAAGCUCUGCAUCUACCAGUCGCGUGUCACAUCGUCUGCCCUUGCAGGACGACGCCAUGUCAGCACCACGCCGUUUCCGGACAGCUCGACACAUCGAAGACCAAUCUCUCUCCUUGCAUUCCGAGCCUGAUUACCCGACCUCUUCAUCAUCCUCUUACGGUACCAUGGAGCGUCAGAUCCGCAGACCCGCAGCGCGUCCAUCUUCUCGCUCUAUGCCUAUGGUCGACAAAGCCACAGAGCGCAUUCUGUCCCCAAAGACAGCGCCUCUCGGUGCUUCACCCAGCUUGCCCGCCCUCUCCUCCUUCUCCGCGACAGCUUCCUCUCCAGCUGUGUCUGCCUUAUCUCCAAACGCGGCGGCACUUUCAGCAGCAGCAGGAGCGGCUCCCAACCAGUCCACAAUGCAGCUUCUUACCAUCUUGCACAGCCUCCAGCAAAGAUCGUCCAAAUCGGCGCCAGAGCCUGCUCAGCAAGCACAGCUCGAGAAUCUGCUUUCGCAGGUGGCUCAAGCCCUUGGCAACUCGUCGACGUCGUCGCCGGCCGCUGACUCGACGUCCCUUGCAGAGCCAUCGGCAGCAGCAGCACAGCGUGCGUCCACCUCGCCGGCUCUCUCCGCCCGCCCCCUGGACAGCAUCUCUGUACCGAAUUCUCGCUCGCCUAUGCCGACAUCCGAAUCGUCGCAUCCUGGUAAGGAGAAUCGCCUGACGCUGGUCGCAUCGAAGGACUCACCGCAGACCGGGCACUCCAACUCUCGCCGCCAAUCAGCCACGUCUCCCUCCUUUGAAGAUGAGGAUGCCUCCAGCCCUUCGGUCCAACGUAAAGAUAGCCAGGACACAACGGACCGCAUCUGCUACAACUGCGGCACAGACGUGCCGACCACAUGGCGCAUUCUGAAGCUUCCCGCCGGCAGCACCGUCAACAACCCCUCCGCCGAAAAGGGCUCCAGCAGCGAUGGCACCAACGACGACUCGAACGAGCCAGGAUGGAGGCCCCGCUAUGCUGAUAACGAGGGCCCGAUCCAGACGGACGGCGAGACCAAGUGGUCGGCCUGCAAUCCUUGCGGCCUCUACUAUCUCAAGUGGAACAACUCGCGCCCAGAGUACGUCUGGAGGAAGGAGCAUGCGACCAAGGUGUAUCGCGACCGAAAAGAAGCCAUGAAGCGUCAACGCGAGAACGAACAAGCUGGUUCGAGCAAGCGAUCCAAGGUUGCCAACUCGGACGUCGAUGCAGCUUCUCCCUACACCACAUCUACGCCGCGAGAUGCCAAUACCAACAGAGCAUCUUUCGCAGAUGGCGGCGCUGCGGACGAGAGCAUGACCUCGCCGAACUUUGACGCUGCCACGCCCGGUUCCAGCUCAGGGCGCAAAUCGAGCAUGCCGCGAACGCUCAGCGAGGCCUGCCACCGCGAUGCGGAGAAGCUCGAGUCGCAGCGAAGCAGCAAGAAGAAGGAGAAGGAGAAGCCUGUCUGCAAGAAGCAGGCGGAUCGGGAAUAUGUGCUGGAUCCUAGCACGGGCAAAUGGCGCAGCAGGAGAAGCAUGCGAGAGAACCCGGCGGGGAAGCGACCCGGUCGUCCUAAAGGCUCCGUCAAGGUGCCGCAGAACGGCAAGGCGGCCUCCAAGUCGUCGCCGAUCCCGGAGAGCAGAGACGACAAGGACGACGCAGCGUCCACCAAGCGACCAUCGGCGUCCAAGCAGGCCGGCGCCAGCACCAGCGCUCAGGCUUCCACGUCCAAAGCAACGGCUCACGGACCACACAUGGAGUUCCGCGCGCCUAUGCCACCGCAGCGAGGCCGACAAAUCCCUUCGUCGCGCGUGGUCAACUUUGCUCAGUCCAGCCCUGUUCGACCUUCCAUGAACGCCAGCUUGAUGCAGCCGGACGCGGUCAACGCUCUUCCCAGCUUCGGCUCUGGACUGCUGGCGAGUCCUUCCCGUGACGUUCGAUUCCGGGUCCCCAGCUACCUGAUGAACUCAAGCCCAGGAACCAUGCUGGACACGCUCAUGAGCGAAGCCGACUUUGACUUUGAGGAGCUGGGGCCUCUCGGACCGCUGCAGACUCCGGGCACCUUGCUUGGCAACUUGACUCGCAACGGACAGCAGACCCCCUCGAUGCUGCGAAGGAGUCCACGCAAGAACCCGCACGGGACCAUCUCGGGUCAGAACCCCUACGCGUCACCCAGCUCGAAGCGAUCGGGCAGCCCUUCGCUCGGACGCGACUUGCGCAUGAGUCGUAGCUUGGUCGACGAGAACGGCUCCCCUGGCGGACGAAAUGUUGCCGCCUCGUCCUCGAACAACAACAGUCCUGUGACACGCAGUCGCACUCGAUCGGGUCAGGACGUGCUGCACCCUGCGCUCUUCUCUUCGAGCGAUGACCCCUCGAAUGAAAACGACAAGUCGAGCAGCACCGUCACAUCGCCCGCGUCGCCCUCCGAGAAGGUCAACACUGGCAAAGUCGCGCGCAGCAAGUCCAAGAUCACCUCGUCCCUGCACAGCGUCGGCAAAUCGCAGAUCUCGUCGAGGAAGGGUCAAGUCGAGGCGAGCGCACGACGAGGUGCCUCUGCCGAUGUCGAGGCGGACGACGAGGAUAACGGCCCCGAGGCCCAGUUCGUCAAGGGCCCGUACCGCAAGAGCGGCACGGAAAGCCGCGAAGGAUCGGCUGGCCUUCCUUCGUGCCCUGCCUCGCCGAGUCUGGGUCGUGCGACUCGCAAGCUCACCCGCAACCUCAGCGCCGCCAGCAAUCAGUCUUUGAUGCAGAACGGUCCGGCGAAGCUUGCGCAGCUCGACCUGCCGCCCAGCAGCCCGGUCUUCGACCACCCGACGGGCCGAAGCUCGAGCACGAUCGAGGUGGAUGGCUGGGGAAGGACGCCUAGCAUGCGCGAGAUUUUUCCCACUCCGAGCGACCUGGACUGGCCGAGCGACGCUUCGCCCGGCGGCGUGGGCUCGCAGUCACCGAUCAAGAACGAGAAGGUCGAUGAGACGCUCUCGACGGCGACGAUGCCGGCUUCCAAGGAGACAGCGAUUGUCCGACGACGACCGUUGCCAGCGACGGUGGAGGACGGGUCAUCGUCUGUUUCAGGCUCUUCUCCAGCAUUGUCGGACGACUCGCCCGAGGCUGGAAACGGGAACGUGUUUGACCUGCUCGAGGACCCGUACGGCAUCCUGGCAGCGUCGGGCUUCGGUAUCGAUGCAGAUGGCACGCUGACGUCGCUCGAGAUUCCUGUCCCUCCCCCCUCGGGCCCUGCGAACCAGAUGACGCCGACGUCGACGACCACAACCCAACCUCAGCCGGCGAUCACAGCGGACAACUUCAACGAGAUCCAGCUGCACCAGUCGAAAGAGUUCGGCACGCAUCUGACCGACUUUAACUCCUCCGGUGGCGUUGGCAUCGCUGCGCACGUCGCUGGCUCGAGUGGCACUGCGGCGGCGGUGCAGAUCGCCAACGCUCCAUCGUCAGGCGUGGAGGGACUGGACGCAGCGUUCCUAGCGACACUGCCGCCGGAGCUAUCGAACAUCUUUGCAUCGCCCAAAAAGCCCAUUCCGCCCCAGAUCAUCGAGAUCCUCGCCAGCCCGCGCAGGUCGCGCACCCGAGGCAGCACGAUCUCGCCCACAAAAGGGACGAUGGGAGGAGAGUUGGUCCCCAGCCCAUCGUUCGCGCCGGGCACGGAGGGACAGUUGAACGAGGCUGAACAGCAGGAUUUCUCCGCCCUGUUCAGCAAUCCGGACAUCCAGGCGCUGCUGGCUGAAUUCGAGGCGAGUGCGUAG
Messenger RNA from Kalmanozyma brasiliensis GHG001, 4467 nucleotides. Its product is annotated as Zinc finger, NHR/GATA-type. The transcript is spliced from 2 exons. NCBI's taxonomy places the organism in Eukaryota, Fungi, Basidiomycota, Ustilaginomycetes, Ustilaginales. The record is from RefSeq and is a predicted model, not a curated record. The coding region runs from base 1 to 4467 and encodes 1488 amino acids. Gene Ontology annotation, biological process: regulation of transcription by RNA polymerase II; rDNA heterochromatin formation; silent mating-type cassette heterochromatin formation. Gene Ontology annotation, molecular function: zinc ion binding.